AUGUCCAAGAACAAGAGGUUUGCUGGAUUGAGGGACAACUUCAGUCUUCUCGGUGAGAAGAACAAGUUGCUGGUGGCAAACAGAGGUGAAAUUCCAAUCAGAAUCUUCAGAUCUGCCCAUGAAUUGUCAAUGAGAACAGUGGCGAUUUAUUCGCACGAAGAUCGUCUAUCUAUGCACAAAUUGAAAUCUGACGAAGCUUAUGUGAUCGGUGAAGAGGGCAAAUAUACACCUGUCGGUGCAUACUUGGCCAUUGACGAAAUUAUUGAGAUCGCUAAGCAACAUAAUGUGGACUUCAUCCAUCCUGGUUAUGGUUUCUUGUCUGAAAACUCUGAGUUUGCCAAGAAAGUUGCUGAUAAUGGGAUUACUUGGAUUGGUCCUCCAGCUGAUGUUAUUGACGCAGUUGGUGACAAAGUCUCUGCCAGAAAUUUGGCUUUGAAGGCUGAUGUGCCUACCGUUCCAGGUACUCCAGGUCCAAUUGAGAACGUUCAGGAAGCUAAGGCUUUUGUCGAAAAAUACGGGUACCCUGUUAUCAUUAAGGCUGCCUUUGGUGGUGGUGGUAGAGGUAUGAGAGUUGUUCGUGAAGGUGAUGAUAUUGAGGAUGCUUUCCAACGUGCUACUUCAGAAGCUCGUACAGCUUUCGGUAAUGGUACCUGUUUCAUCGAGAGAUUCUUGGUUAAGCCAAAGCACAUUGAAGUUCAAUUGCUUGCUGAUAACUACGGUAACGUUGUUCACCUGUUUGAAAGAGACUGUUCCGUUCAAAGAAGACAUCAAAAGGUUGUCGAAGUGGCUCCAGCCAAGACUUUGCCUGUGGAAGUACGUAAUGCUAUCCUAACUGAUGCAGUUAAGCUGGCUCAUACCGCUGGGUACAGAAACGCUGGUACCGCAGAGUUCUUGGUCGACAACCAAAACAGACAUUAUUUCAUCGAAAUUAAUCCCAGAAUUCAAGUCGAACAUACUAUCACUGAGGAAAUCACUGGUAUCGAUAUCGUUGCUGCACAGAUUCAAAUCGCAGCAGGUGCUUCCUUGGAGCAAUUGGGUCUAAUGCAAGAUAGAAUCACUACCCGUGGGUUUGCAAUUCAGUGUCGUAUCACUACCGAAGAUCCUUCUAAGAAUUUCCAACCAGAUACCGGUAGAUUGGAAGUUUACCGUUCCGCUGGUGGUAAUGGUGUUAGAUUGGAUGGUGGUAACGCAUUUGCAGGUGCUAUUAUCUCCCCACAUUACGAUUCUAUGUUGGUCAAGUGUUCUUGUUCUGGUUCCACGUACGAAAUCGUUCGUCGUAAGAUGAUCAGAGCUUUGAUCGAAUUCAGAAUCAGAGGUGUCAAGACUAAUAUUCCAUUUUUGUUGACCUUGUUGACGAACCCAGUAUUUGUUAACGGUGACUAUUGGACAACAUUCAUCGAUGAUACCCCCCAAUUGUUCCAAAUGAUCUCGUCUCAAAACAGAGCUCAAAAACUAUUGCACUAUUUGGCUGAUUUGGCUGUUAAUGGUUCUUCGAUUAAGGGUCAAUUGGGUGUGCCAAAAUUGACUACGCACCCAACUAUUCCACAUUUGCAUGAUGCUCAAGGUGAGAUCAUUAACGUUAACUCUGCUGCUCCGCCAGCUGGAUGGAGACAAAUUCUAUUGGACUAUGGUCCAAAGGAAUUUGCUAAGCAAGUGAGAGAUUUCGAUGGUACUUUGAUCAUGGAUACCACUUGGAGAGAUGCUCAUCAGUCUUUGUUGGCUACUAGAGUUAGAACUUACGAUUUGGCUGCCAUUGCACCAACUACAGCCCACGCCCUAUCUGGUGCUUUUGCUUUGGAAUGUUGGGGUGGUGCCACUUUCGAUGUCGCUAUGAGAUUCCUACACGAAGACCCAUGGGAACGUCUAAGAAUUUUGAGAAAGUUGGUUCCAAACAUUCCUUUCCAAAUGCUAUUACGUGGUGCUAACGGUGUUGCUUAUUCAUCCUUGCCAGACAACGCCAUUGACCACUUCGUCAAGCAAGCAAAGGAAAACGGUGUUGAUAUUUUCAGAGUUUUCGAUGCUUUGAACGAUUUGGAACAAUUGAAGGUCGGUGUCGAUGCCGUCAAGAAAGCCGGCGGUGUAGUCGAGGCUACCGUCUGUUACUCUGGUGAUAUGCUGCAACCAGGUAAGAAGUACAACUUGGACUAUUACUUGGAAGUCACUGGUAAGAUUGUCGAGAUGGGUACUCACAUCUUGGGUAUUAAAGAUAUGGCUGGUACCAUGAAACCUUCAGCAGCUAGAUUGCUCAUUGGCUCCAUUAGAGCUAAGUACCCAGAUCUGCCAAUCCACGUUCACACUCACGAUUCCGCUGGUACUGCUGUCGCCUCCAUGGCUGCUUGUGCCUUGGCAGGUGCUGAUGUUGUUGAUGUGGCAACCAACUCCAUGUCGGGUUUAACUUCUCAACCAUCCAUGAACGCUUUGUUGGCCUCUCUAGAUGGUCAAAUCAACACCAACAUUGACGUUCAACACACUCGUGAGUUGGAUGCUUACUGGGCUGAGAUGAGAUUGCUAUACUCUUGUUUCGAAGCAGACUUAAAGGGUCCGGACCCAGAAGUUUACGAGCAUGAAAUUCCAGGUGGUCAAUUGACCAACUUGUUAUUCCAAGCCCAGCAAUUAGGUUUAGGUGAGAAAUGGGCUGAAACCAAGAGAGCUUACAAAGAGGCAAACUACUUGCUAGGUGAUUUGGUCAAAGUUACCCCAACUUCUAAGGUCGUUGGUGACUUGGCACAAUUCAUGGUCAGUAACAAAUUGACUUCCGGCGACGUCAAGAGACUAGCUAGCUCUCUAGAUUUCCCAGAUUCUGUCAUGGAUUUCUUCGAAGGUUUGAUUGGUCAACCUUACGGUGGCUUCCCAGAGCCAUUGAGAACAGAUAUCUUAAAGAACAAGAGAAGAAAGUUGACUUGCCGUCCAGGUCUAGAGUUGGCUCCUUUCGAUUUGGAAAAGAUCAGAGAGGACUUACAGGACAGAUUUGGUGACAUAGAUGAAUGUGACGUUGCUUCUUACAACAUGUAUCCAAAGGUUUACGAAGAUUUCCACAAGAUCAAGGAGCGUUACGGUGACCUAUCGGUUUUGCCAACCAAGAACUUCCUAUCACCUCCUAAGAUUGGUGAAGAAAUUGAAGUUACGAUCGAAAAGGGUAAGACUUUGAUUAUCAAGCACCAAGCCGUUGGCGAUUUGAACAAGGAAACCGGUGUCAGAGAGGUUUACUUCGAAUUGAACGGUGAACUAAGAAAGAUCCCAGUCGUUGACAAAUCACAGAAGGUCGAAAGUGUCGCUAAGCCAAAGGCUGACGGUCACGAUCCACUACAGGUCGGAGCUCCGAUGGCUGGUGUCAUCGUGGAAGUCAAAGUGCAUAAGGGCUCCUUGGUUAAGAAGGGUGAACCUGUUGCAGUCUUGAGUGCCAUGAAGAUGGAGAUGGUUAUCUCUGCUCAAGCCGACGGUCAAGUCAAGGAAGUCUACAUUAACGAUGGUGACAACGUUGACGCUUCUGAUCUACUGGUGGUUUUGGAAGAGGCUGUCCCAGCUGAAAACUAG
Molecule: messenger RNA, 3534 nt
Organism: Torulaspora delbrueckii
Lineage: Eukaryota; Fungi; Ascomycota; Saccharomycetes; Saccharomycetales; Saccharomycetaceae
Gene: PYC2
Product: pyruvate carboxylase 2
Exons: 1
Coding region: 1-3534 (1177 amino acids)
Biological process (GO): gluconeogenesis; pyruvate metabolic process
Cellular component (GO): cytoplasm
Molecular function (GO): metal ion binding; ATP binding; pyruvate carboxylase activity
Source: RefSeq, a predicted model, not a curated record